Messenger RNA from Zerene cesonia (dogface butterfly), 561 nucleotides. RefSeq lists its product as uncharacterized. Gene Ontology annotation, molecular function: signaling receptor activity; peptide hormone binding. NCBI's taxonomy places the organism in Eukaryota, Metazoa, Arthropoda, Insecta, Lepidoptera, Pieridae. The record is from RefSeq and is a predicted model, not a curated record. The transcript is spliced from 3 exons. Bases 1 to 561 code for a protein of 186 amino acids.
AUGGGAUGGCGGGAGGGCCUAGUGUUGUUGCUGAUAGCCGGGGCUGCCACCUCGCAAAAUUGCAGAGGGGAAGAGCCGAAGCCGAGGUCCUGUGAGAAUUUGUGUGAUAAAGAUGGCAAUUGUAAAAUAAGAGCGGCCUUACUCUUGCCUAGGAAUACUACGUUCUACGCAUCAUUGCACGUGGUGGAGCCAGUUCUGCAUCUAGCAGUCCAGUCAGACACCGUGAAGGAAAUGCUGCCGCCGUGGCUGAGUUUCGAAUGGAUGACGUAUGACGUCACAGAUUGUGACGCAGCAUACGCUGUCAUAUCGGCCAUUGAUGCGUACAAUGACUGCGCUACAGUGUUCUUUGGGCCAGCUUGCGAUUUUGCAUUGGCGUCCGUGGCAAGAAUCACCAAGUUCCUGGGCAAAUCUGGUAUCCCAGUUCUCACUACUGGCGGCUUCACCUUCGACUUCGUGAAGAGCAAGCAGUCCUGCAAGGACGAAUACUACAUGUUGGUUAGGACCAGCCCUUUGGGGUUUAAGGACAUGGCCUAUUUCAUCAUCGAUGUUAUGAGACAGUAA